This is a messenger RNA of Oryzias melastigma (Indian medaka), 1439 nucleotides long. Its product is annotated as membrane-spanning 4-domains subfamily A member 6A. The transcript has 7 exons. The coding region runs from base 169 to 924 and encodes 251 amino acids. Gene Ontology annotation, cellular component: membrane. Lineage: Eukaryota; Metazoa; Chordata; Actinopteri; Beloniformes; Adrianichthyidae. The record is from RefSeq and is a predicted model, not a curated record.
CAUGUUUGCUUGGAGGUUGUUGGAAUUCCGACUUUUCUUCGGCCCCUAAACGCAGCAUCGCCGGAAUUUGAACUUAAGAGAAACGAACUGAUCUAAAGAAAAGCUUCGACCGCAGCUGAUCCGCUCCGAGUCUUUUCACAGAAUUCCUAGAAGGAGCAGCCUCCCGUCAUGGCGUCCACGUCUGUCACCACCAUCGGUGGAGUCAUGGUCAUAACUCAAGUUAUUCCCAGGGACGUCUCCUCCAUUCCUCUCCAGACUCCUGGAGACCCUCAACAGCAGGCUCCGCCCCCUGAAGUGAUUGCUCCUCCCACCCACUCAAAGGUUGUUGACGAGACAGACACUGAUGUUCGCAGGGAACCACAAGGCCUUGGGGUGGUCCAGAUCUUCGUCGGUCUUCUGUCCGUCCUCUUCAGCUUGACGCCCCUCCUCUCCCCGGUGCUGAUCCACUACGCCCCGUUUGGUUCCGGUUUGUUUUUCGUGGUCUCCGGCUCUCUGGCCGUGGCGUCAGGACGGCGGGCUUCAGUCAGACUGGUCUGGGCGUCUCUUCUGACCAACGCCUUCAGCGCCCUGCUCGGCCUGGCCGGCGUGGUCUACGACUGCGUCCUGCUGUCCACCGUUCCUUCUGACAUGUUCUGCAAAAGCCCGUCCCAAACGAGGCCUCUGCUUCAUGAUGAGUGGACCCGCAAGUGCUUCAGAAACCUCUGGGCCCUGAAUUCGGUUCUCUAUGGAAUUCUGGGCGUCGUCCUGGUUCUGCUGGUCCUGCAGGUCUGCGUCUGCAUCACCGUCUGCGUUCUCGCUGGACGAGCCAUCAGACGCCACAAAUGUCCCCUUACGGUGGCGCCUGACAGGGACACCACACUCCUGAUACCCGCCGGAUCUGAGCCUGACCCCGCCCCUGACCCCGCCCCUGCCCACUCAGCCUGAGAGGAUCUGGCCCCGCCCUCCACCUACGGUUCUGAUUCUGUCUUGUCUGCUGUUUUCAUGGGGUUUGCAAUGCUUUCUGGGUAAUUCUGGGCCAGCUGGGUUCUGUUUAAAGCUGAACAGGAUCAGAUUCUGAGGAAAACAAACAGAUCCAGUUUUUUCUGAAGAUUUUCCAUCGGGAAAAGUUCCUCUGAGGUUUUUGGAGGAGAUCAGAAGACGAAUGUUUUCCUCCAUCGUCCACUGAACCGUCAGCAGAAACGUUCGGGUGGAGACGGAGAACCUCCUCGUUCUGUGAAAGAAAAGAUCAUCUCCUCCAAACUUCAGGGAGCUCGUUCAUGUUCACGUGUUUGGGAUGUCACGCUUCAUCCCCCUGCCCUCCACGUGGGGGGUGGGGGUGGGGGGUGUCCAUGGAGACCUGGUCUGGGUCUGAUUUCCUGCUUCAGUCUCCUCUGGCCUCCAUGUUUGAGGUCAAAGCUCCUCACGAUCAUCUUUCUGUGAAUAAAUCACUACAAAACUCA